Molecule: messenger RNA, 1098 nt
Organism: Diatraea saccharalis (sugarcane borer)
Lineage: Eukaryota; Metazoa; Arthropoda; Insecta; Lepidoptera; Crambidae
Source: the annotation of a GenBank genome assembly
UGAACACCUAACACCGCUCGUUUGCACAAAAUUAAAACAUCAAAGUUAAAGCAAAAUAAAUUAUGAUAUGUGUCGAAUAUUUGAGGUGUACCGUUCUCAUUGUUUUGACAAUGAAUAUCUGUGCACAAAAGACAAAAAGUGACACAAUGUUGAAUGCAAAAAAUGUGAAUGGACCAUUACAAAACAUUCAGAAAACACAGAGUAUUAAACAAGAGACAUCGCUAAACUCAAAUGAUAAGAAUAUUAUGGAAUUAAAUGCAUAUAAUUCAGUUACCUUACUACCAAAUAGAAGUGUUUGCGGACUAUUAUCUGACGAAGAAAGAAUUUUUGGCGGCGAAAGUACUGAUAUUGAUGAAUUUCCGUGGCUCGCGAGAAUAAAAUAUGUAUUGGACAGUGGUAAGGAAGUUUAUGCAUGCGCGGGUUCAUUAAUUACUCAAAAUUAUGUCUUAACAGCAGCCCAUUGUGUCGUCAACUUAACUAUAAAAGAAGUAAGACUAGGGGAUUGGAACACAGAAACGGAAACUGAUUGCCAGGGUAGAGUUUGUAGUGAUCCUGCUGUUGAUGUCUCAGUAAGCCAAGUUAAGAUUUUCCCUGAAUAUAGGAAAUCUGACACCUUUAAAGGUGACGUAGCGUUACUGCGACUUCAAAAACCAAUUUAUUAUAGCGAUUUCGUUCGGCCAAUAUGUUUACCUAUAACAGAUGAUACCAUCAGACAGGAUAAUUCUUCCAAAAGCAUUUAUUGGACUGCUGGUUGGGGGAAAACUGAAAAUGAAAACAAAGCAAAUAUAAAACAGAAACUGGCGAUAAGCGCUGUGCCUAUAGGCGAUUGUCGCAAUAAACAGCCAAUAAUUACUGAUAAAACUGCACCAUUUGUUAUUUGCGCUGGUGGUGUGGCUGGCAAAGAUACCUGUGUGGGUGAUUCAGGGGGAUCACUAGUCAAACAAAUGACAAUAAAUAAAACUACAAACUGGUUUCUUGUUGGAGUUACUAGUUAUGGAUACAGGUUCUGUGGUAGUGAAGGAAGACCAGGACUAUAUGCUAGAAUAACACCUCUUCUCCAUUGGAUUCUAAACAACAUAGAGGAUUGAGAAUAAAAAU